Contarinia nasturtii (swede midge) is the source of this 1619-nucleotide messenger RNA. Its product is annotated as BTB/POZ domain-containing protein 3-like. Lineage: Eukaryota; Metazoa; Arthropoda; Insecta; Diptera; Cecidomyiidae. Gene Ontology annotation, cellular component: cytosol. Bases 187 to 1518 code for a protein of 443 amino acids. The transcript has 2 exons. The record is from RefSeq and is a predicted model, not a curated record. Gene Ontology annotation, biological process: neurogenesis. Gene Ontology annotation, molecular function: protein binding.
CAUUUGCCUGUAUGCAAAACUCAGCAAAAAGCGGUUCACUUUCCAUAGCAUAGCUUGUUCAUUUUAAGAACUUAUACUGCGUCUUAUGUGGGUGCCACUGGACGUAACUCAACAUCUUUGAAAUGCACUCAAAAUCGACUAAUUCCGAUUAAGAUAGUCAAAACAGAUGUCAUCACAUAUCGAACAAUGUCAAACCAAACAGGAAUUUCGACUAAAAUUUGGAGCGAAGGGUUAAAAAAAUUGUAUCUGAACGAAGAAACUGCUGACGUACACUUUGUAUUCGAAGUCAAUGGUAUAAAGCACCGUGUGCCCGCACACCAAAACAUUUUGGCAUCAUGUAGUCCAGUUUUCUAUACCAUGUUCUAUGGCUUACUCAAAGAGAAAGGUGAUGUCAAAAUUAUCGACGCAUCACCGAAAGGAUUCAUGGAUUUUCUCGCAAUAUUGUACUUGGGACAAGUCCAAAUCACCACUGGAAAUGUCGCAGAGCUUACAGAUUUGGUCAAUAAAUACGACAUUCCCGAAGGACUGAAAGUAUGUGAACAAUUUUUUCUGGAAAAUACCGCUACCGUUGAUUUAUGCAAACAUCUAGCUUUAGCGAUUAAAUUUAACCUAAAAAAUGUACGAGAACACUACAAAUCCGAAAUUCGUGCAAAAGCUAUCGAAGUUUUCAAAUCGGAAGGUUUUAUCAAUUGUUCAUACGUCUUGCUCCACUUCAUCUUGAGAUUGACAAAACUAAAUUGUGAUGCGAUCGAUGUAUUCAAUGCUUGUAUGAACUGGGCAAAAAAUGAUUGCGAACAAAAUGAAUUCGACGCCACGGAUCAACAAAAUCUCCGUAACACCUUGGGAGAGUGCUUUUAUCUGAUUCCUUUCGCCGCAAUGGAUGUAUGCACAUUUUCAAAAAUCGUUUUUACUCACCGACUACUUUUCACAUCCGAUGAAGCAUUUGAUUUGAUGGCAGUCAUUACCACUGGCGAAUCAUCGGAGCUGUCAAAGAAAUACAUAAAAUGUGAAGUUUUUGAUUGGGAUGUAAAUCGUUUGGUAAAAUGCAUCCGGCGUGCCUUACACCACACUUUGAUUGAUAGUGUAGAAUAUACGACAUUUAGCGUGAACAAGAAGAUGUUGUUUGGAGGAUUCAAUAUUUUCGACUACGACUGGCCUAGAUUGCCACAGGAAAUUCUACAAGUAACUGUUAGUAUCACCAGGCUAAAUGGCACCAAAGAUGAAUUGCUGGAAAGUCAUCAAUUUCAAUCACAGGGAGACGUAUUCGCUGCUGAUAUCAAAUUGAGAAAUCCGGUUGUAAUCAUUCCGGGCAUAAAAUACACCAUUUGUGUCGAUUUUUCAAACAAUGCUGUAGUGAAUGAUCGAUACAUUGUGUAUUGUUAUUCUGGAUCACUUAGACCAAUUUCACCUGCUGUUGACGAUGAUAUUGGACUUAAAUUCUAUAGACAUCCUAAAUCAAAAUUCGAUGCGAAUCACAGUGUUGUUUCGCAGCUCUACUUCAAUCAUUAUCACACCUGAAUUCAAUAGAAACUUUUUGAUAAUAAAAUAAGAUUCUCUCCUUCAAUAUUUAAAAACACAAGUAAACAUACAAAAUUCAGCAUAAAAUUAGACUAUUAUAA